Messenger RNA from Guillardia theta CCMP2712, 1371 nucleotides. RefSeq lists its product as hypothetical. The transcript has 4 exons. Lineage: Eukaryota; Cryptophyceae; Pyrenomonadales; Geminigeraceae. Gene Ontology annotation, molecular function: protein binding. The record is from RefSeq and is a predicted model, not a curated record. Bases 1 to 1371 code for a protein of 456 amino acids.
AUGAAAAUCAAGAUCAACAGGAGACCUUCGGACUCAAGUCAACAAACAAACGACUGUGUUCCAAGUCAAUUACAAAUGUGCAAAACGAUUCCCCAAACCAUAUCACAAAGCUUCGGCUCGCCUGAACUUAAGACAUUCAAGUGCUCACGAGGCGAGCAGAACACAAAAAAACAAGGAAAGAAUUCAAAUGUGCAGACCAAGACAAGCAAUGAGUUAUCGAUAUGUGAAAAAGUGUUGGCAAUUCCCGGAUUGCUUGAAUUGAUCUGGCCUACUGGAAAAAUAUUGAUGGCAAUGCAGGUAAUCCACUAUCAGAGAAUUUCAUCGAAAGUCACAGCGUUUGGGCAGAUUUCAAAAUCAAUAAGAUCAAAUAUGAAAGUUGUUCUGACCUCAAAACAUUCUUCAGUGCAGCUUAACAUCAAAUUGUCAAAGAAAAUCUCAGAUUCGUACCUUCAAAAGGUGGACUUCACAAGAUUUAGCGGAGCCAAGCUUCACAUAACAAUUACCAAAUCCAAGCAGAUUUCCCCUUUCCUGUUCAAUCUAUCAAUCGCUGCUGAAGGUGGAUGGCGUGGUCCAACAGGACUUGAGGUUGAUCGCACUUGCAUAUCAAGGCCUUUGUCAGAGAAAUCCUUCCAAAACUUCCUGAGGGUCAUGAGUGAGAAUGUGUGCUCUGGAGUUGUACAAACAAAUGCAUAUUGCGUGUUGGGAUGGCUUGCUGCCAGUUGUCAUCAUCGAACAAUGAUAUCAAGGUACCCGGAGUGUGUCCAGACAGUUCUUGAUGGGAUGAGGAUGCAUGAAGGCUCUGUCAAGGUGCAGGAACAAGGUUGUGCAGCACUGAGAAUUUUCUCUUUGAACUCUUCCAUGAAAACAAUGAUUUCUGAGCAAGAUGGAAUAUGUGUUUUGAUAACAUCCAUGCAGAACUUCAGUUCAAACGAAUUUAUUUUGGAGCAGGCAUGUGGAGCAUUAUGGUUUUUGUCAGCUUUCAACAAUCAGAACCAAGAUGAAAUAUUGAAACUGGGAGGGAUCGAUAUCAUAAUUAAGGCCAUGAACCAAUUCCCUGGCUGUGCUGCAAUUCAAGAACAGUGCUGUGGGGCACUUGGAUAUCUCGCCUUUGAAAACGAAGUCAUUCAGGGAAAGAUUGCAAAUGAGAAUGGAAUAGAAAGCAUUGUUGUUGCGAUGAAGAAUCAUCCGUUGAAGGCCGGAAUCCAAGCACACGGAUGUGGAGGCUUGUGGAGUCUGGCAAGAGGAUGUGCCGAUAAUCGCUCGAGGAUAAUCGAUUGUGGAGCUUUAGAACUUGUACGAGGAGCGUUGCGAAGGCAUACGUCCUCGCAGGUUGUGGGAUCCGCGAAGAUUCUAUUGAGAAUGUUCGACUGA